Messenger RNA from Danaus chrysippus (African queen), 1245 nucleotides. Lineage: Eukaryota; Metazoa; Arthropoda; Insecta; Lepidoptera; Nymphalidae. The record is from the annotation of a GenBank genome assembly.
AUGAUUCUCAGACGGUUAUAUACUAGCAACCAUUAUUUUAGAAAUACUGUUUAUGUGAAAAAUGUGAUAAAUAAGUUUUAUUCUAACGAUGUAACGAGCAAAACUAGGGGAGAUAUAUUAGAUUUAAAUAUUCGCGGCGAAACUUAUUCGUUCCCUCACGUCUGGUUAAGGGAUAACUGCCAGUGCGACCAAUGUUUCCAUAAAAAUGCUCAAAGCCGGAUUAUUGAUUGGAGCAAAUUCAACUUGAACAGCUUCCCGAAAGAUGUCGCGAAAGAUGAAAAUUCCGUGAGAAUCACUUGGGAUGAUGGCCACAUAUCUGAAUAUACCACGAACUGGUUACUGUUCCGAAGUUUUAACCGUGAUAAACAACAGUAUUACGACAGCUACAUCUAUAAACCUGAUAAAAUUGUUUGGCAUGGUGAAGAAUUUAGUAAAAUUUGCACUAAACACGACUACAAAGCAAUAGUAGAAACGGAUGAGGCUCUUUAUAACUGGUUAUAUAAUUUAUCAACAUAUGGAGUGGCUCUCAUAGAAAACACACCAUCUUCUGAACAUUCCAUGGAAGCUAUUGUUGAUAGGAUAGGGUUUAAAAAGAGGACACACUAUGGACAUAACUUCAUCGUUCAAAAUGUUCCAAACACUAACAAUGUUGCAUAUCUAUCAAGUGCUCUACAGUUGCACACAGACCUUCCAUAUUAUGAAUACUGUCCAGGAGCAAAUUUACUUCACUGUCUAGUCCAGACCAAUAGCAAAGGAGGAGAAAACUUACUAUCAGACUGUCAUUAUACUGCCAGAUACAUUAAACAAAACCAUCCAGAUGCAUAUAAAUUAUUAACAGAAGUGGAAGUAGAGUGGAGCGACAUAGGAACUGAGCAAGGGAAUGAGUUCUACAAACUGCAUAGAGGUCCAGUUAUUUGUACCGACAAGUACGGAGACAUAAUCAGGAUUAACUUUUCUAUACCUCAGAGAGGUAGCCAUCUACCAAUACCUAUUGAACUAGUCAAACCAUGGUAUGAAGCUCACUCAAUGUUCUUUGAACUGAAUACAAAAUUUUCUGCAAACUUUAAGACAAAAUCUGGUGAUAUUCUAACUUUUGACAACAUAAGGUUAUUACACGGCAGGAACAAGUAUGAAGACUCCGCUGAAAAUGUAAGGAAACUGAUAGGAGCUUAUGUGGAUUGGGAUGAAAUAUACUCAAGACUCAGAUGUUUAAAAGUAAAACUAUAUCCUGAGAAUACUUCUUAA